This is a messenger RNA of Schistocerca piceifrons (Central American locust), 1959 nucleotides long. RefSeq names its product regulating synaptic membrane exocytosis protein 1-like. Gene Ontology annotation, cellular component: cytoskeleton of presynaptic active zone; presynaptic membrane. Bases 1 to 1959 code for a protein of 652 amino acids. Lineage: Eukaryota; Metazoa; Arthropoda; Insecta; Orthoptera; Acrididae. The record is from RefSeq and is a predicted model, not a curated record. Gene Ontology annotation, molecular function: small GTPase binding; transmembrane transporter binding. Gene Ontology annotation, biological process: calcium ion-regulated exocytosis of neurotransmitter; regulation of membrane potential; positive regulation of synaptic transmission. The transcript is spliced from 11 exons.
AUGCAAUGGAUCCUCACAACUGGCAUCGACAGUGGUGUCAUCAUUGGCGGCAGUGGCUACAGAGAUGGUGGUGGCAGAGAUGAAGGUGCAAGUCCCACAACUGGGCUACAAGCUGGCAAUGGCUAUAAUGUUGGCGGCUGCGCUACCCCAGCUGUCGUGAUAUUGUGGACGCCGGCGGCGCUGCAGCAGCCUCUGGCGCCCGUGUCGGGCCGCGUCCAGCUGCAGGUCUUCUACCACGACGAGCGCCGCGAGCUGGUGGUGUCCGUGCUCGCCGCAGACGACCUGCCCGCGCGCGAAGACACCGGGUUCGGCACGCUGCCCGAGGCCUUCCUCAAGCUGCGCCUGCUGCCCGCCACAAACGAGCAACACGUCGUCAAGUCGAGCGUGGCAGAGCCGACGCAAAACCCAAUCUGGAACGCAACCUUCGACUUUCCCAACGUGCCGGGUGAGGACCUGAUGGAGCGCAGUCUGGAGGUCACCCUCUGGGACUUCUGCCCCGACCGUGACAGCGUCUUCCUCGGCGAGUGCUCGGUGGAACUGCAGAAGGCGUUCCUGGAAGACCGCCCAGUGUGGUACCGCCUGGAGGAUCCCCGCAACCUGCGCGCCGCGGGCGGCAAAUCGCCGCAAGUGUCGCCACGUGGGUCCCUGGCCGGCGAGCUGGCCCAGCGGCUGCUGCGCAGGACAGACUUCCAGCAGAGGUCCUUCUCUGAUGACAAGGAGAGCGACGAGCGGUCCGGGGGUUCCCCCGAGCCGAGCCUGCUGCACCCGGACCACGCGUGGCUGCUGGGCUCGGCGUGCAGCUCGCGGCGCGGCUCCAGCCAGUCUGAGCAGCUCGAGGUCGAGACCUACCAGCUGGGCAGGGACUUCUCGCGCUCGCUGCCCGGCUCCAGGAGGUCGUCCUUCCAGUCGCAGCAGGGCGACGCAGCCAAGGACCCGGACAUCCCACCUGUUACGUACAACAAAGAGCGGCGCCGCAGCAGCUGCACGCGCCACAUGCGCGACCCGGAUGAGAUCCUGCGGAGCCUGAAGGCCGUCAAGGGAGAGCUGGCGCUCGGACGCGCCAUGAGCUUCAGCGAGAAGGCGCGACGCCCGUACGUAGAGUGUGUAGAGAUGGCCGCCAAGUCCGCAGGGAUGCCGGCGAGUGGUAAGGCGAGAGUGUUUCUGCCGCCAGGGUGCAGCGUGGACAACGCCUCGUUGUCUAGGCCGCGCGGCGAGCACGCCAGGGCGCAGCUGUACCAGAGGAGCCAGCUUGUCAACGUUGGUGUGUGUGCCGUUGUAGGGGGCAGCAGGCGGGAGUCAAUGGUGGUGGGCGAGCUGCCGGCGCAGCUGCCGCAGGCGUCCGCGGGCAGCCCCUCGGACGAGGAGGACCGCUGGGGGUACACAUUUGCAGUCUUGAUUGGAAAUCUUCUUCCAGGAAUUUGGCCAAACAUUAUGUUCAACAACUUGAAACGCUCCGCCACUGGAACUUGUGACCCACUUGUUGGCAGCGUGGUGGACCUGCAGCUGGGCCCCGGACAGAUCCAGCCGCGCGGCUACCGCCUCACGUCGGCGCGCUACGGCGAGGUCUACCUGGGCCUGCUGAUGACCAAGGGCCAGCUGGAGGUCGAGGUAGUCAGCGCCCGCAACUUCUGCAGCGAGGACCGCGAGAACCCACCAGACACCUACGUGAAGACGUACCUGCGGGACGGCGAGCGGUGGCUGCAGAAGCGCAAGACGCGCGUGGUGCGGCACAGCCUGGAGCCGCAGUUCCGGCAGACGCUGCGCUACAGCGCGUGCGACGUGCUGGGCCGCGCGCUGCUCGUCAUGCUGUGGGAGCGCCAGCCCGGCUUCGAGCACAACGUGGGCCGCGGCGGCGCCGAGGUGGCGCUCGACAAGCUCACGCUGACGCAGCCCACGCACGCCUGGUACCCGCUCUUCCCGCUGCACUCGCUCGGCUCUGACUCCAACGACUCCCCAUGA